UAAGACGCAAGCAAAUACGCGCUCGCACUAGAGCUUGAUCUGAAUCUAGGCAUGUGCUCCAGAAUGAGCGACAGUCUUCUAUCGAGCCCCUCCAUCGGUGGCUGAUAGCGGUGUGAUCUAUUUGGGUACAACGUUGGAACGAAUUAUGGGGUCGCCAUGUUAAAAGAUGUUUUUCCUUAUGCUUAAAGUUAGUAUUUGCAAGAAACAGGCGGUUAUCUGAGCAUAGCUGCAACAGACAGUCGCCAUUAUCUGUUCUUUGAGCUAUGACACCAUAAAAUCCACCUAGGUGUCUUUUGCUUAGUUUACCUACUUGAGCAUUAGUCACCGGCCAUUAUUACUACAUCAGAGCGCCUAGCUUUUCGUAGAAGGUCGGAAAGCUUUCUGCAAAACUCAUCUUUUACAUCAUCUGAGCUGCAGUCAGUGGGAGAAUAGACAGAGACGACGAAGAGGCAACGACGAGUGUCCCUAUCUUUCCGAGUCCUUAUUGUUCCGUUUAGUCGGACAGCGCACAAACUACUGUCUACUGGGAUCCACUCUAAGAGAGCUAGUUCUGCCCUAGGACUCAAUGCUAUACCUACGCCGGCGAGUUGACGAGAAGCAGCAUCUGGGCUUCCAGAUACACGAAGUGUGAAUCGAGUUGGUUCUUUAUUUUGACAUAGUGAUGUCAAAUGAAUGACGCUACUCGGAUCCUGUAUGCGCGUUUCGGAGACGCAGCACACAUCGAUGGCGCGAGAUUCUAAAGUCCUAGCUAAGGAAGCUCCAACAUGAAGUUUAGAGCGUGGUUUCAGGAGACCAGGAAUAACGUCCCGCGUAUUUGAAUCGUUUGCCCUAGCGGUGAGAAGUGAUAAAGAGACGUGAGGAGGGUUAGUCGGGGAGAUAAGAGAGGUAUUAGGAGGUGUAGGAAGGAUUUGAACGUGACCAACUUGGUCUCGUGUGCUGUUACGGGUAUGAGGGCUAAUGUCACUUCCCGGCUGCCCACACCGUGGAAGGGUAUUUCUCGAGGAACCUGAAAAAGAAGGCAGAUUAAUAUUGGCCUUAACGGCCGGUUGACUAUAGACUUUCCCAUCGAAUCAUCAACAAGUGGGAUUCAUUACCUCAACUCUUUCAAAAGCAAUUAACUGAGAGACCAUUAUUGCCAGAACUAACACCGGCCACCUAGCCUACUGUCUUUUACACACUGAAACUGAACUUGUGAAAGCUUUCCAUAACAAUAGGUAUUAAAAAACUUUUGUUACGAUAGUAGCAUUAUAGACCUGAUGCUUUGCUGUUGUAGAGUCCAUUCUCAACAGCAGAGCAAUACAAGUAUAUUGUACAUCGUAGUUGCUUCUUCGGUUGGCGAUCUCCAUCCAUCAUAUCACUUGUUUUCGUCAUACUAAACAGUUGCUUAUACUUGAAAGAGCUUUGAAGUUAACGUUUCUAAUUUUUCCUUGGUCAGACUUUUAAUUCAUAUCGAAAUAGCUUCACUAAAGUCUUAUCUGAUAUUUUCCAGGUCGUGCGCCUAGUCAUACGAUGACUGGUCAACGUCGCUCCAUCAAAAAAACUUCCACUAGAAAGUCAGAUCUUUUUCCGGAGGAGAGGUAAAAAGUUUUACUACGCUCCACAUUUCUAGAACGUUCGUCAAUCCGUCAGCUUUGAGUCCUCAUCUAUUCUGUCCAAUAUGUCAAGAGGCUUUCUGUAACCCCCAACGUGCUCCUUGUGGUCAUAGUUUUUGCAAGAAUUGUAUUGAGCCCUGGAUUCAAAAUACUCCUAACUGUCCGGUGGACCGUAAACCGAUUUCAAAAGGAUCAAUGCAUCAUGAUUUUAUUGUGGAAAAUAUAAUAGGUGAUUAUAUGGUAAGUCAUUUUGUUACAUUUGGUUCAAAGCAUCAUACGGUUUCUAUUUUUGCUUCAAUGUAUUGUUUUGUUCCGUAUUCCUGAUGAUUAGAUUGUCUUUUCUUUCAGACUUGAAAUGAAACCAGUGAGAAAGUUAUCUGCUGUGGAUUUAAUUAAGACAGACAGCAAAAUUCCAUCAGAAACUAAACUAAUUCAUUGUUGAUUCGCUAAUUACAUAUCCGUAUGUAUACUUAUUAUAUAUGAGCAGGUUCAUGUAGAGUGAAUUUCUAACAUGAUGUCCAUCGGUUAAAGCCCAGACAUCUCAACCAUUAAGCCUGUUUAAAAUUUUUCAUAUAACUACUUUGAUUCAUGCUUUAAAUAGGUUCACAAAAAUUGGAAUAUUCAUGUAAUUAUAUAAGAAAAACUACUGUAAAAAUAGCUUUCAAAAAAAUUUAUAUGAAUCGUACAAUUUUGUGCAAACGUGGGAAAACUUACAAGAUUUGACCUAUAUAUCAGACAUUCUAUUCUGCAGUUUGUAAAUCAUUUAUUUAUGCGUUGUUGAUCGGUCAUCAACCUUUUAUCUCAGGAAAAGUAAUCGUAAUGUAACAUGCAAACUUAUUUAAAGUAUCCAAAUGACCUCAAUGUCAGUAUAACAUACGUUACAGAAAUCACUCGCCACCCUUCGAAAUUUAGUAUUUAUUUAGCGCUUAAUUUCAUAAAUUCCCUUGAUACUUCUAAGUAGUAUAUAUCUACUUCCACUGCCUCUCCUUUGUCCUUCAUGCACUAGUAAUUACUGGUUGAGUUUAUCUCGCAGACUUUUCACCUUACACUAACGUUUCUCCUGUUCGAAACGCUUCUACGUGAGUUGAAAGAAGUCUCGAUCCAGUAGGGUUUACUAUUGAUUAAUAAUUUUUAUUUCUCAUUUUUAUGGUCGAAAUUCCUUUUCAUGUCCCACUAAUUUUUCACCGACUAUUUGAUAUACACUCUUAACAUUUCCAUCUUUGAAUUAAUCAUAAAGUUCUGGUUUUCCUGUGUUAUGUCACUUUUAGAUCUAUACAUGCUUCCACUUAAGAAUAUUUGGGACUAAAUUAUGAGUUAUCGGGGAAUCAUCUGUUAGAUGGUUAUUACUGUAGAAUCUAUUUAGAUUCACUGUUAAGUUGGGGGCGGUCAUCAUCAGGUUAGAAAGUAUUUCUACUUUUGUCUAAAGUUUGGUACUUACUUGAAAUAAAUGAUCAUCAGAGUAUGGUUAUAUCAAGCCGUCAAUUACCGAUUCCGCUGGUUAGGAUUAAGAAAGGACUGUUUUAGUAUUUUCUGUUCGAAUUAGUCUGGUUAAUUGGGUCCAUUUUAAUCCUGCCUGAAACUUUCAGUUCCAUUUAGUCAAUGUAUGAUCGAUUGUCCGUUGGGAUUUUGUUCAGAAGUGGGAUGAUGAAUAUUUGCUAUGUAGCCUGUGAUAACUCAAUAGAUCAGUCCUACUAAUCAUGUUAGAUCCUGCAAGUAAUGAAUUUUGUAUCCUUUGAACGAGUUCCGGAGACGUAUUCACGAAUGCCAAGAUUUUGGAGUUCUGGCUAGUGCGUCUGAUUUAAAACAGCGCCUGAAUAUUAGAAUCUCUGUGUGUUAUGGAAAAUGACUUCAAAAGACUAGGGAUGUCUUUCCAUAAACAUAAGUUGUUGGCGCGGUUUGUAAAUUUGGAAAAUGAAAAGUAGUAACAGAAAUAUGAAAGUAUCCAGGAAUAAAUAAAACAAAUUGAUAGUGAAGAGCAUGAACGAACGAAACGCUAGAGGUUUAUAAGCUGUCAAUACUUCCCGGCUGAUCAUAGUAAGGGAAAAUGUUUAUUGAUUGUAAACCCAUAAAAUUAAUGCCGAACACUUAAUAUAUUUGGAAGCCUAAUCAUUCAAGCUAAGAAACAUCUGCAGUCGGCCGGCUACACGUUUAUAUAUACUGACUUUGUUUUUAAAUCUUGUACCAGCUCGGUUUGCUCGUGAGGAAUGAAAGGUUGUGUCAUUUUUAAGUCUGAAUUUCACUUAUCCUUCCUUCCGUUUGUUUGAUAUCAGGAUAUCUCGAGAUGUUGACUUUCUAUGGGAAAGACGUUACUGCCACUACAUCCCGAUAUGGUUAGCAGUGCGACUCCGUACUUUAUCCUCAGACUAAAUCCAACUAUAUUAGGAUCUGCUAUAUUUUCGCCAACUAAAUAGCCUAAUGUUUGUGUCAAUGAGCAGUUUUUGUUCUCAGUCGCAUGUCCUUGGCGUGCACUCGGGUGUGAUUUUAUUGGCCAGUUAUCCCUUUUACCCGGUCAUAAGAAAACAUGUGUCAUGAAUCCAAGUUCUAUGCCUCCAGCUCUACGUGCUCAUACCUCAGCUUCCUUAAAUCAAGUUAAUAGCAAUCAAUCUCUAGAUCUGAAAUCUUGUAAAAAUAAUCAACAGUCGUCAGUAAAAGUUAGUUUUGUGUUUCAGUCACAACUUCCUUUGAAUACAAUUACAACGGCAGAGGGAAUUAUUGAUGGUAAUCAAUGUCCCAAUAUUCAUAGUAUUGAGUCAAGAAAUGGCUCAAGUUCGUACGACGAUGCUCAUGAAGAAAGUCUUAUACUUGUUAGUGAUGAUGAAGCUAAUUUACCGCCUGCUCCACCACCCAGUCUUUUGUUCCGACUAUACCAUAAUUCUGAUUCUAAUAGUCGUGGGUUAUUAUGUGAUUUUAUACAAAAUGGUUCAAAUACUACAACUCAGUCCUCUAGUACUAACAAUAAAAACAAGAAUAGCCCUAAUAAACGAGGACGUAAAAAAUAAACUUAAAUUCAAUACUGUUCCGGUUGAUUUCUCAAAGCAUUUCAAACUAGUGUUCAAACUUUUGCCUAAUAUGUACAUUUGUAAACACAAAUAUCCGAAAUGUUUUCUUUUAAAUGUUGUUUAAAAAACAUUAAUUGUUGUAUCAGA
Molecule: messenger RNA, 4738 nt
Organism: Schistosoma haematobium
Lineage: Eukaryota; Metazoa; Platyhelminthes; Trematoda; Strigeidida; Schistosomatidae
Gene: PDZRN3B
Product: E3 ubiquitin-protein ligase PDZRN3-B, variant 3
Exons: 3
Coding region: 4121-4591 (156 amino acids)
Biological process (GO): ubiquitin-dependent protein catabolic process; protein polyubiquitination
Molecular function (GO): ubiquitin protein ligase activity
Source: RefSeq, a predicted model, not a curated record